This is a messenger RNA of Annulohypoxylon maeteangense, 1077 nucleotides long. RefSeq lists its product as uncharacterized. The transcript is spliced from 3 exons. NCBI's taxonomy places the organism in Eukaryota, Fungi, Ascomycota, Sordariomycetes, Xylariales, Hypoxylaceae. Gene Ontology annotation, molecular function: Atg12 transferase activity. Bases 262 to 1023 code for a protein of 253 amino acids. Gene Ontology annotation, cellular component: intracellular anatomical structure. The record is from RefSeq and is a predicted model, not a curated record. Gene Ontology annotation, biological process: protein lipidation; protein modification by small protein conjugation; macroautophagy.
UGCCUAUGUAGUUAUCUCUAUAUCACAUGAAGCUUGUUUAUUGUCUAAGUUCACGAGGAAAGUAAAGAAAAGAACACACACCAAAAAAAGAAGAAAUUCAUGAUUCUCAGUUUAAUUUUAAGAGAAAUCAAUUAUUUUCGCUCCGUCCUCAAGUCCAAACCUCCGUUCUUGAAUUUCUUUGUUACAGGCUCUCAUUACACGGAGGCCUACGUCUUGUUAAUACAUAAAAUACCCCUUCAGUUUCUAGGGUAGCUAAUCGCCAUGGACAUAGACAUGGAUCGUCCGAGUACUCAUCGUUCAAAUUAUGAGUGCUAUCCGUACCUUUCCAAGGAAGAAUUUGCUGAAGUGUGCCAUUACCUCGAUAGGAAAUACUGUCAAGCUGAGCUGGGACCUUUGCGAAGACAAUGGCGCCUCCAUGUUCAUACGGCGCUCGAGCUGUCAUUUGACGCAGGGCCGGACCGCACAACAUUCUUACAGAUAACCAGGCCCUUGGAGGAUAGAAAGCUUGCCGAAGAUGAUCUUGCUGCAAAGUUAGGAGACGUCUCUUUGGGCGAAGAUCAAGAAUCAUGCAUGCAGGUAGCCGCCGACAGUGUCAUGGCUGACAUGGAAAAUUCAGAUAAGGAGAUCCUCUCCAGACCGCCGACCCGACCAAACUUCCGAGUCAGCCAUGUCAAGUAUGAGAUACAUCUCCACCCAACGUAUCGUGCACCCUGCCUCUGGUUCAGCCUACAUAACCUGCCAGCCAUCGAACCAGCAUUCGAUAUCGAGACUGUUUUCCGCCGUAUUGUUCCAGAGCAGUACAAGAAUCCUCUUCGGCAAAUGGGCCCUAUAGGUGGCAUCUCAAUCGAUCAUCACCCCAUCACCGGGCUCCCUUCGUUCUUCGUCCACCCAUGCGUCCUCGGAGACGCUAUGAUGGGAUUUGACUGCUCCAAAGAAGACUACCUUAUGGUAUGGCUUGGUUUGGUGGGUGGGUGCGUUGGACUCUGGGUUCCUCGGCAAAUGGCCAUGGCCAAUGGAGGAUGAGCUCUCAGAUAGAAGGCUGAAAACAGCGCAGCACACAUCCCGAAAUCUGAUAAU